Molecule: messenger RNA, 1281 nt
Organism: Neohortaea acidophila
Lineage: Eukaryota; Fungi; Ascomycota; Dothideomycetes; Mycosphaerellales; Teratosphaeriaceae
Product: chaperonin 10-like protein
Exons: 4
Coding region: 135-1220 (361 amino acids)
Biological process (GO): butanediol biosynthetic process
Cellular component (GO): cytoplasm
Molecular function (GO): (R,R)-butanediol dehydrogenase activity; zinc ion binding
Source: RefSeq, a predicted model, not a curated record
GUCAGAGCUGUGUAAGUAGGAGUUCACUCGUUUUCAUCUCGUCUGCGUACCGUAGAGUAACAGCUGGCGUUUUUUCCAUCAUCUUGUCCACAUACGAUCCAUCCUUCACUUCGGCAGCAUAUCGAAUCAUCGAAAUGGGCAAGAUGAAGGCGCAAAGGUUCUGGGGGAAAGAAGAUUUGCGAUAUGAAGACAUUGAUGAGCCGCAAUGCUCAGCCGGCAAGAUCAAGAUUAAGCCAGCGUGGUGUGGCAUUUGCGGCACAGAUCUCCACGAAUACAUGGGCGGCCCGAAUCUCUGCCCGGAAAAGGAGCCGCACCCCAUCACGGGGGAGAAGGUGCCGUUGACUUUUGGCCACGAGUUCUCCGGCAGGAUUGAGGAGAUCGGAGAGAAAGUGUCGGACAAGUUCAAAGUAGGGGACCGAGUGGUUGUGCAGCCCAUCAUCUACGACGGCGAGUGUGGCUCGUGUACUGAGGGCUUGAUCAAUUGCUGCGACAAGAAUGGGUUCGUGGGCUUGAGCGGGUGGGGAGGUGGCUUGGCUGAUCAUAUCGUUGUGCCCGAGUACGCGGUGUUCAAGGUGCCGGACAAUGUACCGCUGGACGUUGCAGCGUUAACCGAACCUCUUGCGGUCGGCUGGCACGCGGUUAACCUCUCUCCAUACAAAGAUGGCGACUCGGUACUUAUUCUGGGGGGUGGGCCGAUCGGGCUCGCCGUACUCCAGGCACUGAGAGCACGAGGUUGCAAACAGAUCAUCGUGUCGGAGAUCUCAGCAACCAGGAAGAAGUUUGCGAAGGAGUUUGGCGCGCACGUCAUCAUCGAUCCGAGCAAAGAAGACAUCGUCGCCCGCUGCCGUGAACUGUGUGAUGACAAGGGCGUCCACGUUGCCUUUGAUGCGGCGGGGGUACAGAUGGCCAUGGAGCAAGCCGUACGUUGCGUGCGGGCUCGAGGGACGUUUGUGAACAUUGCCAUCUGGGAGAAGCAGGCCAAGAUCAACACCAACGACUUCAACUUUCGCGAGAGGCAUUACGUGGGCGUCGCGACUUAUAUGGGCGGCGACUUUGACGAAGUGCUCGCUGCGUUGUCGGAUGGACGGCUGGACAUGAGCCGCAAGAUGAUCACCAAGAAGAUCGAGUUGAACGAGGUGCUUGAGGAGGGAUUCAAGACAUUGAUCAAUGAUCGCGAUAAUCAGGUCAAGAUUUUGGUGAAGAGUUCGGGAGAGAUGUGAUUGAUAGGAACAGUAUAUGAGGAUAAACGAGAUCAAUGUUGAAAGGUCCUGAUCGAUGCGG